Messenger RNA from Ixodes scapularis (black-legged tick), 575 nucleotides. Its product is annotated as antimicrobial peptide microplusin. The record is from RefSeq and is a predicted model, not a curated record. Lineage: Eukaryota; Metazoa; Arthropoda; Arachnida; Ixodida; Ixodidae. The transcript is spliced from 5 exons. Bases 69 to 425 code for a protein of 118 amino acids.
AACACGCCACUCCGGUGGGGUUGAGCACAUCUACUCGUGUUGAAGCAGUCGAGAUAAUUCCUAUCACGAUGAAGUCGCUUCUGGUUUGUCUUGUCCUCGCCGUCGUGGUCCUCGUGGCAUCUGGUCAUCAUGUAGAGCUGUGCAAAAAGAACGAUGCUGAGCUGAAAGAGGCGUUAACCUGCAUUACGUCGAAACUUCCGGCAGCUCUUAACACGAAGUUCAACCAAGUCGAAAAGCAGUUGGGUUGCAAUGACAAGUCCUGCGUCUUCGAGAAGCUGUGCAAAGAGGGUGACCUGGAUGAAGCCCUGAAGAAGCAUUUUACGGCGGCCGAAGUCCAGACGCUGCACACCACGGCUACCGACUGCGAUCACUCUCACGGACAUGAACACUCCCACGGACACGAACACGGACACGGACACCACUAAGACCAGGGACGUGGGCAGGGCUCACCUGAAGAACUGUCCUGUCUUACUGCAAAACGCGUGUGAAGUUCGCCGAGUAUCAGCGCUUGACUCGAGGCUCCAAAAUAUACUGGGCAUUGUGCAACAAAUAAAUAAACCAGCGCUGAACGUAUA